AUGGCGAAACCGACAGUCUACGUGCUCGAUCCCUACCACGAAGAUGCAAUCGCUUGUCUCAAGUCUACCUCGUGGAUCGAGCUCAUCCUCCCCAAUGAUCCCCGCAAAGCCGACUGGCACAACCACGCAGAUGGGAUCAUAUUGCGAUCCGAAACACAACUCCAAGCCGACGACUUCCGCCGCGCCAAGAAGCUGCGCGUUGUCGUGAAGCAAGGGGUAGGCGUCGACAAUAUCGACCUGAAUGCCGCCAAAGAGGCCGGCAUCGCGGUGCACAACACCCCCGCGCUGAACAGCGAGUCCGUGGCUGAAUUCUCGCUGGCGCUAGCCCUCUCCCUGAGCCGGCGGGUGGCGGAAGUUGAUCGCCGUGUGCGCAAUGGGGAUAGGAUUGUGCGCAGCCAGACGCUGGGACUGAGUCUGUUUCGCAAGACUGUGGGAGUGGUCGGGAUGGGGAAUAUUGGGAAAGUGGCGGCUAAGAAAUGGAUUGGGGCAUGUGAGGCAGAUGUGAUCGGGUUUGAUCCUGUUGCACCGGUGAAUGUGUGGAAUCAGGCGGAGAUUCCGCAUACCAGAGUCCAGACACUGGACGAGUUGAUCACCAAGUCGGAUGUGAUCACGCUGCAUGUUCCGUUGCUCGAGAGCACACGGGGUCUGAUUACGGCCCGGGAGCUGGGGAUGAUGAAGGAUCGAGCGAUUCUGAUCAACGCGGCUAGGGGAGGAAUUGUGGAUGAGAAGGCCUUGCUGGAUGCAUUGAAAGAGAAAAGGAUUUGGGGCGCUGUCCUGGAUGCCAUGGAGGUUGAGCCGCCCACGUUGGAGGCAUAUGGGGAUUUUUUGGAACUGGAUAAUGUGAUCAUGACACCGCAUAUUGGGGCAUCCACCAUCGAGAACCAGAGUAACAGUGGCCUUGCCGUGGUGAAGACAUUACUGGCUGUUUUGGAGGGGAAGACUGAUGAUGUACCGGGGAAGUUAGUCUAG
This is a messenger RNA of Penicillium lagena, 969 nucleotides long. RefSeq names its product hydroxyacid dehydrogenase. Lineage: Eukaryota; Fungi; Ascomycota; Eurotiomycetes; Eurotiales; Aspergillaceae. The record is from RefSeq and is a predicted model, not a curated record. The coding region runs from base 1 to 969 and encodes 322 amino acids. Gene Ontology annotation, molecular function: oxidoreductase activity, acting on the CH-OH group of donors, NAD or NADP as acceptor; NAD binding. The transcript has a single exon.